Haliotis rufescens (red abalone) is the source of this 2091-nucleotide messenger RNA. RefSeq lists its product as uncharacterized. The record is from RefSeq and is a predicted model, not a curated record. Lineage: Eukaryota; Metazoa; Mollusca; Gastropoda; Lepetellida; Haliotidae. The transcript is spliced from 4 exons. Bases 354 to 1397 code for a protein of 347 amino acids.
CAUCCAAACAGGGUUGGGGGGCUCAUCUGGGGACUCAAACAGUUGCAGGGCUGUGGAGAUCGACUCCAAUGGCACAGCAACAACCUCGUACUCGAAGCUCUCACCCUGGCCGUCUCCCACUGGCAGAGCAUUCUCUGUCACGCCCAGUUGACCAUCUCCACGGACAACAUCACCGUGGUGUGGUGUCUGAGGAAUCAGGGUACUCUCCACUCUCAGUCCCUGCUCAACCAGACCUUCAGAUUCUUUGACCUGGUGGACCGAUAAGACCUGCAAUUCCUUGUUCAGCACAUUCCAGGUUGCAAGAAUGUUCUGGCAGACGCUCUGUCCAGACCAGACAAGGUGGCUCCCACCGAAUGGCAACUCCGCCCAGAGAUCUUCACUGUCCUUUGUCAAACGAUCGACACUCCAAACAUCGAUCUGUUCGCCACAUCUCAGAAUUGCCAGCUGCCGACCUACAUCUCGCCGGUCCCGGAUCCGGCUGCUGUAGCAGUCGACGCCUUCAGUGUUCCCUGGGAGGGAUUAAGAGCGUACGCUUUUCCGCCUCCGGUUCUCCUUCCAAGGGUUCUUCUAAAGAUAAAGGCCAUUUGACACCUGACACUGAUUUUGGUCGUGCCUUGGUGGCCGGCCAGAAGUUGGUUUGUCGACCUCCGAAACAUCGCCAGAGACAACCCUCUGGAACUUCCGGCGUGGCCCAACCUUCUGCUCCACCCACACAGUCAGUUGCCACACCCAAGCCCCGCCUGGCACAUCUGCAGAAAGCCCUAGGAGCCAAGGGCUAUUCGACUAGGGCGGCCAAGGCUAUUGCUUUAGUCCAUCAACACGGGGACUAUAUGAUGAUAAAUGGUCCUUGUUCCAGGCAUUCUGACAAGCACCAGGAUCCGAUGACAGUGUCACCGCAGUUCCUAGCUGAGUUUCUUCUGUACUUGCGCAGCUCACGUCGAUUAAAAGGCUCUACCAUCUCCACAUACUUGGUCGCCAUCAACUCCGUUCUUGCCAUCCCGGACGACUGGAGAAUGACGAACAUUCCCGAACUUCAGGCCUUGCUGCGCUCGUUCCGUCUCGAAGACCAGAAAGCCAAGUUCAGACUGCCUGCGUGGGAUCUGAAUGUGGUCUUAAAGGCUCUUUGGGAGGCUCCCUUUGAACCACUCCACUCGUCUUCCUUUUACGACUUAGCGAAGAAGACGGUGUUUCUACUGGCCUUGGCUCCUCCCGCCCAGGUUAGUGAGCUCCACGCCCUCGAUGUCUCUCAUGUCCGGUUCGAACACGAGACUCAUGGCGCAGUUCAUCUUGGGCUUCAUUCGGGCGGUCGCAUCUACCAUGGCCCUUCAAAUCAAUCAUGGAAGGCUGUUUUGGGCGAUCCGACACCGGUUUUGCCAGCCACUACCUUCAUGAUGUAGCCUUGGAAGAUGUCACCGGCGUUCAUAUCUUUGGUCCCCUGGUGGUAGCUCAACAUGUCACCAACCCCCAACGCCACUGAUUCUUCGUUACCCUCAGCGGGGCCCAUCGAACACUCUGGUGUUUAUCAACCCAGAUUAGAGGGCUCUACUGCGUUCCGCAUUCGCUCUUAGGUCAGUUCUAGUUUUGGCUUUCCCGCCUCAUACUAUUUCUGUCACCUAUUUCGGGUUCCCUCUUUUGCAUCGACUCUCGUUUCCUUCGACGGGAAUGGUCGCUGGUGUUCCGGUCAUCUCUUGUACAUGCGGUGCAGUUUCAUCGGACCUUUGUCGAGGGUUUUCUUCUGGCUCACAUCUGAAGAUUAUCAGUGCGACGAAUGAGAAUGCAGCCUACAGGUGAACGAGCUAUCACAACAACAACAAAGAUCAAUCUGUGAUAUCUUCUCUGUGAUGUCAUUCUUAUAGUAGCUGUGGUUCAAUGUUCAGAUGUGCAUGAAGAGAAUUUACCUGUAACACCUGGGAUUACCUGUGCCGUUCGAGAUGACAAGACCACUGUGUAAUGUUUACCUUGUAUCUGUGAUUUAUUUUUGUGAUUUUUAAUACAAUUUGAGCCAAAAUUCAUUGUCUGUUUUCAUUUUUUUUCAAGUUUUAUUUCACUUGUAAACACCUGUAAUUAGAAAAUAACAAAGGUUAGAGACAA